This is a messenger RNA of Erythranthe guttata (spotted monkey flower), 2408 nucleotides long. RefSeq names its product Transducin/WD40 repeat-like superfamily protein. The record is from RefSeq and is a predicted model, not a curated record. Gene Ontology annotation, molecular function: protein binding. NCBI's taxonomy places the organism in Eukaryota, Viridiplantae, Streptophyta, Magnoliopsida, Lamiales, Phrymaceae. Gene Ontology annotation, cellular component: site of double-strand break; nucleus.
CUUUUGGGCCAAAAGGUACAACAUUAUACUUUGGGCUUAAUGGGUUUAGAAUUAUUUUUAUUGGCCCAAGCCACCAUCAGUAUACAGACUGAUUAUCAAUUUAUCUCUACUCUUUCGUCUAUAAAUUUCAUUGAAAUCAAAUUAGUACUCAAUUUUUUUCUGUUGAAAUCGCGGAACAAAAUUCAUCGUAAAUCUGUAGUUACAAUGGCGGACGAAGCCGAUAUCUACGACGGAGUCAGAUCUCAGUUUCCGUUGAGCUUUGGUAAGCAAUCGAAAUCACAAUCGCCGCUUGAACUCAUACACAACGCCACCCGCCGGACCACCAGUUCCGCCGCCGCAUCGACAACCGUCGGCUCCGCCGAUGAUAAACCAUCCGCGUCCGAAGGAGCAAACAGCCUCCCUCCCGUAUCCAGCUCCUCCAAGGACUGGGCGGACGCUUUCAGAAAACCUAACCCUAAAAAUUCGAAGAGGAACGAGAAUGGGGAUAAAUUGUUGAUGGGGCCACCCCGGCCACCAGCAGGCCUGGACAAGGGUGAUCGGAUUAUGAUUGGGCCGCCCAGACCGCCGCCUCCCGCUGGUGGUGCAGACGAUGAGGAGGAGGAGGAUGAGCCUGUAGUUGGGCCGCCUAGGCCACCUAUUGGUGGCGAUGUUGAAGAUGGUGAUGACGAUGAUGAGCCAGUGAUUGGGCCGCCUAGGCCACCUCCAAGCAAUAUAGAGUCUGAUUCUGAGGAAGAUAUGGAUGAAGAAGAUGAGGAUUUUGGAUAUCGAAUUCCAGUGAGCAAUGAAAUUGUCUUGAAGGGCCCUACUAAGGUGGUUUCAGCUCUAGCUGUGGAUCAUUCAGGAUCUCGAGUACUCUCUGGCAGCUAUGACUAUACGGUACGAAUGUAUGAUUUUGGGGGUAUGAACGCCCGUCUGCAGUCCUUUAGACAGCUUGAACCCUCGGAAGGUCAUCAAGUUCGUGCCUUAAGUUGGAGUCCGACAUCGGAUCGUUUUUUGUGUGUGACUGGCUCAGCCCAGGCUAAGAUAUAUGACCGCGAUGGACUUACGUUGGGUGAGUUUGUCAAGGGGGACAUGUAUAUUAGGGACCUUAAGAAUACUAAAGGCCACAUCACCGGAUUGACUUAUGGAGAAUGGCACCCUAGGGCGAAAGAGACAAUCUUAACAUCAUCUGAGGAUGGUUCUUUACGAAUAUGGGAUGUAAACGACUUCAAAAGUCAAAAGCAGGUUAUUAAACCCAAACUUUCUAGACAUGGAAGAGUUCCUGUGACCACAUGUACCUGGGACUGUGAUGGAAAACGAAUUGCAGGUGGUAUAGGGGAUGGCUCGAUACAGAUAUGGAACGUCAAAGCUGGAUGGGGAAGCAGGCCAGACAUACAUGUUGGAAAUGGACACACGGACGAUAUUACAGCGCUUAAGUUUUCCAGUGAUGGAUUAAUACUUUUGUCAAGAAGCCUUGAUGGUUCACUCAAGGUUUGGGAUUUACGUCAAAUGAAGGAGGUUCUUCAUGUGUUUGAUGAUCUCCCCAAUAAUUAUCCUCAGACAAAUAUUUCAUUUAGCCCCGAUGAACAACUCUUCUUGACUGGAACAUCAGUUGAAAAGAACAGCAAAACAGGGGGGCUGCUAUGUUUUUUCGACAGAGUGAAAAUGGAACUGAUUUCAAAAGUUGGAAUAUCUCCCACAUUUAGUGUAGUCCAAUGUACAUGGCAUCCGAAGCUAAAUCAGAUCUUCGCAACGGUAGGUGACAGACAUGAAGGUGGGACCCACAUACUAUACGACCCCACCAUCAGCGAGAAGGGAGCGCUAGCAUGUGUUGCACGUGCACCGAGGAAGCAGUCCGUCGACGAUUUCCAGGCAAACCCCGUUAUUCACAACCCUCACGCACUGCCUCUAUUCAGAGAUCAGCCGACUCGUAAACGACAGCGUGAGAAGAUAUUGAAGGACCCAAUUAAGUCGCACAAGCCCGAGCUACCCAUGACGGGGCCUGGUUUUGGUGGAAGAGUGGGGUCCACCAAGGGAAGUUUGCUGACACAAUAUCUCAUGAAGCAAGGUGGAUUGAUUAAGGAAACUUGGAUGGAUGAGGAUCCUAGAGAGGCUAUCUUGAAGUAUGCUGAUAUGGCGGCGAAGGAUCCGAAGUAUAUAGCACCAGCUUAUGCAGACACACAGCCUGAGACUGUGUUUGCUGACUCAGACUCGGAUGAAGAGAAGAAGUGAUCGAUCUCUUUCUCACGGUCAGCAAUUAAUCUUAAAUCUGUUUAAUCUAUGUUGAAUGAUUGUGAACCCAUCUGAAAAUGAGGUCCCUCUCCCCUUACUAAGUUUUUUUUUAAAUGUAAAAUACAAUUGUAAUUACAACUAGUUUAGACUUAUAACAUGUUGUAUACCAGCUUUUGCCAAUGAAUUUUCUUUUUCUU